AUGACCCGUUCAAUUCGUGUAUUAUGUCUACAUGGUUGGCGAACAAAUGGUACCAUUCUCAAGCAUCAAACCUUCGCUCUACGUCAAGAAUUUGGGUCAAAAGCUGAAUUUCUAUAUGUAAAUGCACCAUGGAACGCAUCGGGUCCUGCUCCGGAACUGGUGCGUUCUUUUUACGGCGAGAUGGGACCGUUUUAUCAAUGGUGGGACGCCAUUAAGCACGAAGACAGCGAGAUAUUCCAUUACGAAGGUUUUGAACUGUCGUUGGACUAUUUAAUGGGUCAGAUUCAAGCUUUAGGGACUGUAGAUGUCGUCUUGGGGUUUUCUCAAGGGGCCGCUAUGACCACGUUAUUAACAGCGCAUUAUCUCUCAAUCUAUGGCUACGUGCCUUGGAAAGCCUGUGUACUGAUAGGAGGAUUCUAUCCUUCUAAUGCUGAGACGAAGGAGCUGUUGGAUGCCGCUAACACUUCAGUCGAUGGGGCUAUUGACGUGCCAUCCGUGCAUGUGGUGGGAAGAGCGGAUCCAUUAGCCCUUAAUUCUGACAAAUUGGUCCAGAGCUUUACGAGGAUCAGACGAGUUAAGUUUGAGCACGAGGAAGGCCACAAGUUUCCGUCCCCGCUCAAGUACAGGACAUUGUACACUGAUAUUGUUCAGGAGGUGCUGGCCAUGACGGGUCAAGCAUGGAGGUAA
Molecule: messenger RNA, 687 nt
Organism: Peronospora farinosa
Lineage: Eukaryota; Oomycota; Peronosporomycetes; Peronosporales; Peronosporaceae
Source: the annotation of a GenBank genome assembly